UGGUUCUUCACGUAUAUUCCAAGGCGAUUCUUAACUCUGAAUCAUCAAAUGGCUAUCUAAGCCCGGAAAAAUCAGACCUUUUGCUCCGAAAACCGAUAAAGAUGGGAUUUUUCUUGAUGAUUAGAGGUAAUUCAUUGGUGAAAUCGGUGAUGGCUGUGGUAUUGUGUGUUUUUGUGAUGUGGGUUGUGCCCACGAAUGGUGCGGGUAGAGGAAGAAUUCCUAGAAACUCUUCUUCUUCGCCGUCAUUUUCGAGGAGGCCGAGCACUGUGAAUGUCGGGGUUCUCUUCACGUACAAUUCUUUCAUUGGAAGAGCGGCUAAACCCGCGUUUGUGGCGGCCAUGGAUGACGUUAACGGUGAUCAGACAGUUCUCAGUGGCACCAAACUUAAUCUUGUCUUCCACGACACGAAUUGCAGCGGAUUUGUCGGCACCAUGGGAGCUUUGCAGCUGAUGGAAACAGAGGUGGUUGCAGCCAUUGGUCCACAAUCUUCAGGAAUUGCUCACAUUAUCUCCCACGUUUCAAAAGAGCUCCAUGUACCUCUCUUGUCAUUUGGAGCCACCGACCCGACUCUCUCCUCUCUCCAAUACCCGUAUUUCCUUCGCACCACUCAGAACGACUGCUUUCAGAUGAAUGCCAUUGCAGAUUUCGUGUCCCACUUCGGAUGGAGGGAAAUCGUUGCCAUCUUCGUGGACGAUGAGUAUGGCAGGAAUGGGAUAUCUGUUCUUGGUGAUGCCCUGUCCAAGAAACGAGCCAAGAUCUCUUAUAAGGCUGGAUUUACUCCUGGAGCAGACAAAACCGCCAUUAAUGACCUGCUGGUUUCUGUUGAUCUUGUGGAAUCUCGUGUCUACGUUGUGCAUGUGAAUCCUGACUCGGGUUUAACCAUAUUUUCAACUGCCAAGUCUCUUGGGAUGAUGGGCAGUGGCCAUGUCUGGAUUGCCACCGAUUGGCUUCCGACAGCUUUGGAUUCAAUGGAGCCUGUGGGUUCUGACACAAUGGAUCUCUUACAGGGAGUGGUUGCUUUCCGACAUUACACACCAGAGAGCGAUAAAAAAUCACGGUUCAAGACGAGAUGGAUGAAUCUUGUCAGACCCAAUGGCUUCAAUUCUUAUGCGUUAUACGCUUAUGAUUCAGUCUGGUUGGUUGCUCGUGCUCUAGAGGCUUUCUUCAACCAUGGAAACUCGGUGAGUUUCUCCACUGAUCCAAACCUACGCCAGACAAACAGCAGCGCCCUGAAAUUAUCGACACUCGGUGUUUUCAAUGAAGGAGAGAGGUUUCUACAGAUCAUUCUUGGGAUGAAUUUCACAGGUCUAACCGGGCAAAUCCAGUUCGAUUCAGACAAGAAUCGGGUUCAACCUGCUUACGAUGUCCUAAACAUAGAAGGGACGGGUCCACGGAGAGUCGGGUACUGGUCAAACUAUUCGGGUUUCUCACUCGAGCCACCAGAGAAGCUGUACUCAAAGCCUCCAAACUCCUCCGCAGCCAAUCAACGGCUUUAUGGCAUCAUCUGGCCAGGUGAAGUAACUCAGACUCCACGUGGAUGGGUGUUCCCAAACAAUGGGAAGCCACUCAGGAUCGUGGUUCCUAACCGUGUGAGUUACAAAGACUAUGUCUCCAAGGACAAGAACCCGCCUGGUGUUAGAGGCUACUGUAUCGACGUGUUUGAAGCCGCCAUUACGUUGCUUCCAUACCCUGUUCCUCGUACUUAUAUCCUCUACGGAGACGGGAAGAAAAAUCCGUCAUACGAUGAUCUUGUCUAUGGAGUUGCUGCAAAUAGCUUUGAUGUAGCUGUUGGGGACAUCACCAUUGUCACAAACAGAACAAGGGUCGUAGAUUUCACGCAGCCAUUUAUGGAGUCAGGGUUGGUGGUGGUGGCUCCGGUGAAGGGGGCGAAGUCGAGUCCAUGGUCGUUCCUAAAGCCGUUCACUUUAGAGAUGUGGAUUGUCACUGGUUCCUUCUUUCUCUUCGUCGGAGCCAUCGUUUGGAUUCUCGAGCACCGUUUCAACGAGGAGUUCCGGGGCCCGCCCAGGCGACAACUCAUCACCAUCUUCUGGUUUAGCUUCUCAACGAUGUUCUUCUCUCACAGAGAGAACACAGUGAGCACAUUGGGGAGAUUGGUGCUAAUCAUAUGGAUGUUCGUAGUUCUGAUAAUCAACUCAAGCUACACAGCCAGUCUUACUUCAAUCCUCACCGUGCAACAGCUCACAUCACGAAUUGAAGGAAUAGACACCUUGAUAUCGAGCAGCGAACCCAUCGGUGUCCAAGAUGGAUCAUUCGCAUGGAAGUACCUUAUCAACGAGCUUAACAUAUCGCCUUCACGGCUUGUCUCGCUCAGAGACGAAGAAGAGUAUCUCUCUGCCCUUCAACGUGGUCCCAGAGGCGGAGGGGUAGCUGCCAUUGUCGACGAGCGUCCAUACAUCGAGCUCUUCCUGUCCAAUGCCAACUGCAAGUUUCGCAUGGUCGGACAAGAAUUCACCCGCACAGGAUGGGGAUUCGCUUUCCAGAGAGAUUCUCCUCUAGCUGUCGACAUGUCCACAGCAAUCCUGCAGUUGUCUGAAGAAGGGGAGCUUCAGAAAAUCCACAACAAAUGGCUUACGUACAAGCACGAAUGCUCCAUGCAGAUAUCGGAUUCCGAGGAUACCCAGCUCUCGCUGAAAAGCUUCUGGGGACUCUUUCUCAUGUGCGGCACAGCUUGCUUCCUCGCCCUCACCGUCUUCUUCUGCAAAAUCUUCUGCCAGUACCAGAGGCUAAGGCCCGAAGGCGGGAUAGAAGGGCGGGCGGGCGACGAGCCUGGACCUUCCAGAUCAAGGAGAGGCCUGCGAGCAACGAGUUUCAAGGACCUGAUCAAGAUCGCAGAUAGGAGGGAAGCAGAGAUCAAGGAGAUGCUUAAGCAGAAGAGUGGGAAGAAACUCAAAGGUAGCCAGAGUUCAGAUGGGAAUUCUCAUUCGAAAAACUCAGAAACUCCAUAGAUUCAACAAUUUGUUCGAUUCCUUCUAGUUACCAAGACUACGAGUAUAGAUACGUUACGUAGGGAGGUAAAUAGAUUUAUCUGUGACAUUUUGUAAAAGAAAAUGUUUGAGGGAAGAAGACGCAAUCGGUAGAGGGACCAUAACCCUGAUGGUUUCUACGAUGCAAGUCGAUAUCUUUUCUGAUUCCAGUCCCCUAAUCGAUUCGAAAUCCAGUGAG
This is a messenger RNA of Tarenaya hassleriana, 3183 nucleotides long. RefSeq names its product glutamate receptor 3.4-like. Gene Ontology annotation, biological process: G protein-coupled receptor signaling pathway. The transcript is spliced from 8 exons. The record is from RefSeq and is a predicted model, not a curated record. Gene Ontology annotation, cellular component: plasma membrane. Lineage: Eukaryota; Viridiplantae; Streptophyta; Magnoliopsida; Brassicales; Cleomaceae. Gene Ontology annotation, molecular function: G protein-coupled receptor activity; glutamate-gated receptor activity. Bases 102 to 2966 code for a protein of 954 amino acids.